Molecule: messenger RNA, 1915 nt
Organism: Conger conger (European conger)
Lineage: Eukaryota; Metazoa; Chordata; Actinopteri; Anguilliformes; Congridae
Exons: 8
Coding region: 337-1272 (311 amino acids)
Source: RefSeq, a predicted model, not a curated record
AUUAGUUUUCUAGUUCUACAAGCUGCUGCCGUCCAUACUUCACUGAGGGAAGGAAAGUACCUUGGGCAACGUAGUUCCAAUCAAGAUAAGCGUUGAACAGUGAACGUUGCGUUUCUUCGCCAUCUGUAGGCGGCCAUAAGUGCGCCGUCACAACAGCCACGCCGUUCGCAGCCAAUAAGGGGGACGUCGUCAACACCGUCUUCUGUUCGAAUUCUUUCGAAAAAUAUCAACUUGUUUGUGUUUUCGAAAUGGCACACACCGCACCACUCUAAGCUCGGUAGUAGUGCUUCCCAAGACAGUGGAGUUUUCGUUGUAACUGACCAAUCGCUGAGUGGGAUGGAACUGCUGGCCCCUCCUAUUCCUGGGCAAUCUCUGCUCUCAUUGGAUGAGAUGGUGGGCAGAGAGCCAUCCUUCAUGACUUCUAUCAUGACAGGUUUGAUGGCUGACUGCCAGAGGAGCCCAGCAGGCCUGGGCCAGGAGGCCUGGAGGAUGGGAGCAGAGCCAGGGCCCCACUCUCAGCCGGGCCGGGCCCCCAGGCCAGGAGGCUUGGAGCCCUCCUCCCCUACAGCAGCACUGUUCUACUGCCCCCUGGGGUGGCCCCCUCUCUCACCCCUGCCCCUGCCCUUACUCCCAAACUCCCCUGUCCCCUACUAUCCCACACUGCCCCUGCCAUCCUGCCCCCCCCAGGGCAAAUGCAGCUACUUACCCCGGUGGCAGAAGUACUACCCCCCCCACCCCUUCCCCAGAGCCCCCCCCACAUACUGCUCUGUCCCAGUGUGCUCUCAUGCGGAGGGGGAGUGGUGCUGUCACUCAAACGCUGAUGCCCUGGAGCCCCGCCCACACACCACCUCCAGCCAGCCCAAAGAGCACAGGACCUCAGAUCUAAGGAAGAGGUCAAAGUUCAGGGAGGGGUCAAAGGUCACACAUAAGGCCAUAAGCUGCAGGACCCGGAGUUUCAGUCAGCUGGACACUGCAGGGUGGAGAGCAGGAGGGGGGGGGGAGGCCCAGGCGGUGGCAGACAGAGCUCUCUCCGAGUACAGCCACAUCAUGGAGACCCUAGGGUCACGGGUCACAGGGAGGUCAGAGGUCGUUGUGGAGGAACGGGGAAGAUUCACUGAAUACCUGAAUCAGCUGUGCCAACAGAAGGAGUUUGUCACACAGGUGUUGGCGUUGAUAGACAUGCGCUGUGUGUGUUCUCUCCUGUCUCCUGACACGGACACACACAUCAACCAACAAGCACAAAGAUGGGUAACCAGCUCCUCUCCGCCGUAGACAUUGACCUGCCCUGGUACCAGUGCUGCAGCUUCCCCAACAUAGAACUCCAACUCCCAGAGUCCCCCUGGAGCACCCAUGGUGCACCUCCCCCAUCACCUUUCCCACCAAUCCCUGGAUCUGUUACAUACAGUCCCAACCACACCAAGUACACCCCUACCCAGCACAUACUCACACACUCACACACACACACUCACGCACAUUCUCACACACACACACACACACACGCAAACAUAUACUCACGCACGCACACACACUCAUGCACAUACUCACACACACACUCCCACACUCACACACUCACGCACAUACUCUUUCUCUCAGGUUCCACAGUCUGUCUCAGGCUUGUGUGUUUCCAUGUGUUCCAGUGUGUGUUAUGUUCUGUGUGUGUUAUGGGAUUUUAGUGUGUGUGUGUGCACGCAUGUGUGUGCGCAUAAGAGAGACAGAUUUCCAUCCUGUACAGUAUCAUUUACAGUUUCAUUUACUAUGACGCCAAACAUGACACAUGUAGAAAACUUUGUUAAAAAAGACAUACAAAUAAAACUGAUUAGAAAUAAAAUAUAAUUUCUAACUAUCAGACGGACAAAACCACAAUAAAAUUAAACAGCUAAUAAAAUGGAAUGUCAUUUGUAAACCUUGAGCUGCA